GCUCGGCUCCGCAGCUCCAAUAUGGCGGCGCCCUGUGGCUCCUCACAGCUCUCAGCCGCCGAGCCGCCGCUGAAGAUCCCUAAGAUGGAGGUGCUGUCUCCCGGCUCUCCCGGGGCCCUCAGCGACGGCAACCCCAGCCUCUCCGACCCUUCCACACCCAGCGGCGCUUCCCCGCUAGGCCCCGCCGGGCCGGGCUCCGUGGCCGCGGCUACCUCGGCGGGGACUGGGGCCGGCUCGGGGGGCGGCGGCGGCGGGGGCCGCGGCGGGGCCUCCCCGUCCGUUUCCUUUUCGCCCGGAGGCACAGCCACGGCGGCCGCCUGCCGAGGCGUGUCGUGGACGCCAGCCGAGACCAACGCGUUGAUCGCCGUGUGGGGCAACGAGCGGCUCGUGGAGGCGCGGUACCAGCAGUUGGAGGGCGCCGGCACCGUGUUCGGCAGCAAGGCCCCCGGGCCCGCCAUGUACGAGCGGGUCUCCCGGGCCCUGGCCGAGCUGGGCUACGAGCGGACACCGUCCCAGUGCCGCGAGCGCAUCAAGACUCUUCGCAGGUGUUACAGCCGGGUAAAAGAGCAUGGCGUUGGGAAAAGGAAAAGCAGUUACACCUUUGAACAGCUGGAGCAGGUGUUUGGUCAAGGAGGAUGGGACUCUCAACCCUGCCAGCCUGUGCUUAUCAACAGCAGUGGCCUAUACCAAGAGUUGGAGUCAGACGGCAGCACUAUGGAGGAAUAUUCGCAGGAUGAAUGGGGGAACCACAGUCAGGACCUUCAUUGCUACCAGUCAGGAGACCAAGAGUUAGAUGAAAUGCCUGCUAUGAAGAAAUCAUUGAAGAUAAAACAGGAAUCUUCUGAAGGAUCCCAGAAGCGUGAUAUGAUGCAGAAUAUUGUACAGAUCUUGGAAUCCGUCCAGUUAAAAUGGGAAUUAUUUCAGAGCUGGACAGACUUCUCUAGGCUGCAUCUUUCUAACAAACUGGCCAUUUUUGGCAUUGGCUACAACACACGGUGGAAGGAGGAUAUCCGCUACCACUAUGCGGAGAUUAGUUCCCAAGUCCCCCUUGGCAAGCGGCUCCGGGAAUAUUUCAACUCGGAGAAACCAGAGGGCAGGAUCAUAAUGACCAGGGUACAGAAAAUGAACUGGAAGAACGUUUACUACAAAUUCCUAGAGAUCACUAUUAGCGAAGCCAGGUGCCUAGAGCUGCACAUGGAGAUUGACUGGAUUCCUAUUGCUCACUCUAAGCCAACAGGUGGAAAUAUUGUGCAGUAUUUAUUACCUGGGGGUAUUCCUAAGAGCCCUGGUCUGUAUGCCAUUGGUUAUGAAGAUUGUCACGAGAAACUACAGUCUCCUGAUCAUGAGGGCAUCAGCCAAGACCCUGAAAAUGAGACACUGGGGGAAGCAGAUAUGCCCCUGUCACAAGCAUCGCUCAAAGUCGAGAUGGAAUCCACCCGAAUAAUAUAUUGUUACCUUGGUAUUGCCGAGGUCAGAACUCUUCAGCAGUGCUUGUUCUUACAUUUUCAAGCAAACACCAAAACCUUCAGCAAAGAGUGGGUUGGAAUCAAUGGCUUUUUAUCUCAAAACUGCAUUGUAGACCCGGGAAUUUCUCCCAAGUCCAUCUACAUCAAAUUUGUAGAAGUGGAGAGGGACUUCCUUUCUGCUGGCUCUUUGGUAGAGUGUCUGGAAAAAGCCAUUGGAUACCCCUUGAAAUUUAACAACUGAAUUUCGUCCUUCAUAAGGAUUGCAGGUUUGACUCUUCCGUGGCAUUGGGGCGUCUUACAGAAUCUUGCAGUACAGGACUGGGCGAAAUAAGCCUUCCUGAAUGAACUUGAACAAAAAAAGACACUUGCAAUUGAUUUUACAAAAUGUGUAUCCCAAGUCAGUAAAAUAUACAGCUUACUUGCCUUGGGCCAGUUAGCUGGUUUUGUAAAGAGAAGACUCUGAAAGGGAGCCUGUAAAUACAAUGACUGUUGGUACAUUCCAUGUUGGACAAACGUACACUUUGCGUUUCAUAUGAAAAAGCUGUUUUCCACAAUGUCUCAUUUUUACACAUCUUGUCUCGAUAAGUGUUAUUACAAUUAUGUAAUAAAUAAGCAAUAGAUAAUGGCAAGUUUAAAUUUGGAGUCACUUGAGACUGUUUUUCAGUGCCACCCUUUGCUCCUCUUGUAUAUAAUUUAGCAUUUCACUUUUUUCACCCAUCAAGUGUUUUUUACUAUUUCCAACCAGUGUUGCCUGCAAAAACUUCUGUUUCUGUGAUGUAUCCCACUUUACUAGUAGUGUUGCCAUAUCAGCUUUUUUUUGUUAUUUUAUUUUUUUACAUUAAAGUAAUCCCUGGCAUUUUUAAACAAAUUUAGUUCGCCUCUUUAUGUGGCAGUGAAAGUAACUCAACUGCUGGGAUGCAUUUUGCCAUACCGUGUUUUUAUCAAAUACAAUCAAAGCUGUGAGAAGG
This is a messenger RNA of Zootoca vivipara (common lizard), 2434 nucleotides long. RefSeq names its product Myb/SANT DNA binding domain containing 2 (gene MSANTD2). The record is from RefSeq and is a predicted model, not a curated record. Lineage: Eukaryota; Metazoa; Chordata; Lepidosauria; Squamata; Lacertidae.